Molecule: messenger RNA, 336 nt
Organism: Octodon degus (degu)
Lineage: Eukaryota; Metazoa; Chordata; Mammalia; Rodentia; Octodontidae
Gene: Ppy
Product: pancreatic polypeptide
Exons: 2
Coding region: 1-336 (111 amino acids)
Biological process (GO): feeding behavior; neuropeptide signaling pathway
Cellular component (GO): extracellular region
Molecular function (GO): neuropeptide hormone activity; neuropeptide Y receptor binding
Source: RefSeq, a predicted model, not a curated record
AUGGUUGCUGCCCGCUGCUGCCCGCUGCUGCUGCUGCUCCUGUGCACCUGCAUGGCCCUGCUGCCACCGCCUCCGGGAGCCCAGGGAGCCCCACUGGAGCCCGUGUACCCCGGGGACGAUGCGACGCCAGAGCAGAUGGCUCAGUAUGCAGCCGAGAUGCGCAGACACAUCAACAUGCUGACCCGACUGAGAUAUGGGAAGAGUGCCGAGCAGGACCCACUGGCCUUUGCGACAGCCCCAGGUGGGUUCCAUCGCCUCCUGUUGGCCCAGCUGCCCACAGCUAAGAGGGAGACAAGGGCACCGGUCAGUGCCACAAGAAGCAGAGUCCGAGGAUGA